Messenger RNA from Rhizoctonia solani, 4551 nucleotides. Its product is annotated as Retrotransposable element Tf2 protein. The record is from RefSeq and is a predicted model, not a curated record. Gene Ontology annotation, molecular function: nucleic acid binding; zinc ion binding. The coding region runs from base 1 to 4551 and encodes 1516 amino acids. Gene Ontology annotation, biological process: DNA integration. NCBI's taxonomy places the organism in Eukaryota, Fungi, Basidiomycota, Agaricomycetes, Cantharellales, Ceratobasidiaceae. The transcript has 2 exons.
AUGGAACCAGAGCCGACCAUUAGCGCUCUCCUCGAGGCUAUCACAGCCCUCACAGCCACCGUUGGGUCCUUACAGGACCAAAUCCGCUCCCAAGGCCAACAGCUCAGCGAGCUCAAAGCCAUAUGCAAAGAGACCGCGGACCUUCUCGGUGACAAGGACCAAGGGGGAGCCACCCAAACCCAAGCACAGCCUGGCCCAUCGACUGGGCCUAUUACCCCUCCUUCUCAUACAGGAGGACAAGCCGACACUCCAAGAACGGCUAGGCCUGGGCUCAGGGACCCUUUCCGCCCCACCAGAGGCACCACUGGGUACGACUCCGAGGAAGAACAGCCAAGGAGGAUCAAGGAGGAACCUUGCGGAGCGCUUAGGGAUCUAAGGACCCUCACCCCCUUCAGUUUGGGCUUGGACACCAAACGUCCCAAAAUGGAGCUACCAGAUCCAUUCAAAGGGGAGAUUCGAGGGCGAAAGGCGGUUCAAUGGCUAGACCGCAUGCUGUUAUGGGGGGCCCUUCACAGGGACCAAUUUGAAGAGGACAAACAGUUGAUUGUCUGGAUCCUCUAUCACAUGGAGGAUAAAGCCGCUGAUUGGGCACUCCCUAUUAUUGGGAAUAUCCUCAAGGGGGAAACCAAUGCCCCCACGACCAUCCCUGCCUUGUCAACCAAGUUCAAGGAAGCCUUUGCGGAUCCAGACGCCAAAAGGGCCGCCGCCAGGAAAAUCGCGGCACUCUCCCAAACCACUACCACCUCCGAGUACGUCACGGAGUUCCGCAAUCUCAUGGCGGAAUUAGACUGGAACGAGGAAGCCUACAUUGCGCAGUUCACACGAGGCCUCCACUGGAAGGUGAAGGAAUUGCUAUCGACCAAAGAUAGCGUUCCUGACGAACUCAAGGCAAUUUUUGCGGCUUCUAUAAAAAUUGACAACAUUCGCCGCGAAAACAAGGAGAACCGCCCAAAGAAGGCACCUGCCAAGUCCCCGGCUACCGUAGCCACCACUUCCACCACCACUCAACGGGUCCGACUGUCAGAGGACCCCAAUUACGUAACACCGGAAGAAAGGGAUUGCCGCCGCACGUCUGGCCUCUGCGUCAAGUGCGGUCAAAAGGGACAUGGUAUCAAACAGUGCCCCAAUGGCUGGAAGGCCACAUUCAAAGAGGUGGCUAAGCCCCCGACUCAGAAAAAGGACAUUGUAGAUACUUGCGUAGAAUUUGUUUCUGUUGGACUCGACUCUAAUAAAAAACCGCUAUUAUUUAUCAAUCUACACGUCCAAAAUUCCCAGGCAGAACCCAUUAAAACCCUUAUAGAUUCCGGCGCUACCUCCAACUUCAUAUCCCCGAGCUUAGUAGAAAAACUCAAAAUCCCAAAAACCCAACUCGAAAAUCCACGAGUUGUGAGAAUGUUAGAUGGUACAAUCUCCCAGACUGGUCGCAUAUGGCACCAGGUUCAUCUCACGGUUUCGGCCAAUGGCCACACCCACUCCAUCCCAUUUCUUGUUUGCCCCAUUGGCAAUACCCCGGCAAUCCUAGGCAUGACUUGGUUAACGGCAGAAGCUCCUCUCAUCGAUUGGCAACAGGGACUAGUCACAUUCCCUGAACAAAUUCAGAUUGCCUCAGAAGAGGAAGCAGACUCAAACCCUUUAGCGGAUCUUCCCCCACAGUACCACGAGUUUGCUAAAGUCUUUGGUGAAGAAGAGUUCAAGGUCCUCCCGCCACAUAGGGAGUAUGACAUAUCUAUUGACCUCGUUUCGGACGCCAAACUGUCUCCAGGACCAAUAUACGGCAUGACUGACGCGGAAUCCAAGGCACUGAAGCAACACAUAGACGAAGAAUUGGCAACAGGAAAAAUCCGUCCUAGUACCUCUUCUGCCGGCGCCCCCGUCAUGUUUGUCAAGAAGGCGGACGGAUCUCUUAGAUUGGUAGUUGAUUACAGGAAGUUGAACGAGGUCACCCAUAAGAAUGUAUAUCCUUUACCAAGACAGGACGACCUCAUGGCCAAACUCAGGCAUGCCAAGAUCUUCACUAAAUUGGAUUUACGCUGGGGCUACAAUAACGUCAGGAUCAAAGAAGGAGAUGAGUGGAAGACAGCGUUCAGGACCAAAUACGGGUUAUUCAAAUAUCUGGUAAUGCCGUUUGGCCUUACCAAUGCCCCCGCUGCCUUCCAGCAUUUCAUGAAUGACCUAUUCAGGGAUCUCAUUGACGUCACAGUGGUUAUAUACUUGGAUGAUAUCUUGAUCUUUUCGGAAAAACCUGAGGAACACCCAUCCCAUGUCAGGGAAGUACUAUCCCGGUUACUAAAGAAUCAGCUAUUCUGUAAACUAUCGAAGUGCCACUUCCAUGUCACUACAGUAGAUUACCUUGGCAUUGUUAUCUCCCCAGCCGGUUUUUCCAUGGACCAGAAGAAGAUUGAAGCCGUCACCACAUGGCCCACACCUAAAACAGUCAAGCAGGUCCAGGCCUUCUUGGGUUUUGUCAAUUAUCUCCGCCGGUUCAUUCCUAAUUUUAGCUCCAUUGCGCGCCCUCUACAUAACCUCACCAAAAAGGAGACCCCUUGGUCAUGGGGUAACCUAGAGGAAACGGCCUUCCAGGAACUGAAAACCCUUGUCACCCGGGCACCCGUCCUAAUCCACUCCAACCCUAACCUCCCCUACUACCUAGAAACGGAUGCAUCAGGCGUAGCCAUGGGAGCUAUCUUAAGUCAACAAGGAGAGGAUAACCGCCUUCACCCAGUUGCAUAUAUGUCCAAGUCCUUCUCCGGAGCAGAAGCCAACUAUGACACCCACGAUAAGGAACUUUUGGCAAUCAUCAAGGCACUGGAGGAAUGGCGGAUAUUCUUGGAAGCAACGGAAAAACCAAUCCAGGUCUUUACAGAUCACAGAAACCUGGAAUACUGGAUGCAUGCUAGGACCUUCAACAGGAGACACGCGCGCUGGCGGAUUUUCCUGAGCAAUUUCCAUUUCGAGAUACACUACCGCCCAGGGAAGCAAUCAGGAAAACCGGACGCACUGUCAAGAAGAUCAGACUAUGUUGACCAACCUCCAGAACCAGAAGUCAUGCUACCAGCAGAAGUCUUUGCCAAUACGUCAGAAGAGGAGCUGGAAAUUGUCACGGAAAUACGCUCCAAGCUAAGGGAAGACCCAUCCCUUGAGCCUAUCAUCCAGUUCCUAACUGAAGACGCGGAUAAUGCUCCUCCCUCCAUUCGGAAAGCUUACAGAGAUUACAACUGGGAGGAAGAUCUACUUUGGUAUCAAGGGAAACUUGUGGUCCCAGACUCAGAGGCCCUGAAGGAACGAUUACUCAGGGAAUUUCAUGACUCCCCACUAGCGGGCCAUCCGGGUCAACAGAGAACCCUUGAACUCCUAAGUCGUAACUACUGGUGGCCAGGGAUGAAAUCAACAGCCAAGGAAUGGGUAGAAUGUUGUCCUAUCUGCCAAGCCAACCGACGCGCCCAUGCUCCUGUCAUUGCCCUUAAACCCCUAGAAGUCCCCCCUUAUCCGUUCCACACCAUCUCUUAUGACUUCAUUACAGGGUUCCCCAAGUCCCAAGGUCACGACGCUAUACUGGUGGUAAUAGACUCCUUUUCCAAAUUUGGCCACUUCAUCCCCACUUCCAAGAAGGUCACAGCUAGGGGUCUGGCAGAUCUAUUCAUUACCCACGUCUGGAAACUCCAUGGGCUACCUGUCAAAACAGUCUCGGAUAGAGGAACUACCUUCACAGGGAAAUUCCUAAGGGCACUUUACCAGCGACUCGGAGUAAAACCAGCAUUCUCCUUGGCUUAUCACCCAGAGUCAGAUGGGCAAACGGAAAGAGUCAACCAGUUCAUCGAGUUUUACCUACGCUCCUACGUAGCAGCCAAUCAUUCCGAUUGGGCAGCUUGGCUACCAUUGGCAGAAUAUGCGUACAAUAAUGCCAAACACGCAGCAACGGGAAAAACACCCUUUGAACUGGUCUACGGACAAAACCCAGUGAUGAACCCUUCCAAUGUCCCAGCCAACGUACCAGAGGCAGACAAUGUAGCAGACACACUAGCCCGGGAAUGGAAGGAAGCUGAGUCAGCCCUCAGACUAAGCAAAGAACGGAUGACCAGGAACCAAGGAACAAUACCGGAGUACUCGAUAGGAGAAAAAGUCUGGCUGGAUGGAAAGAACGUAGAACUCAGGACCAAUUCAAACAAGUUGGACCCCAAACGUCUUGGUCCCUUCAAGAUCCUUGAGAAAAUCUCCAGCCACGCCUACCGCCUAGAACUCCCAGAAACUCUAAAAAUCCAUGACGUCUUCAAUGUUGGGUUGCUAUCAAAGAGCCACGAGUCACCUAGUCAACCAUUUCCGGAACAACCUCCCCCUGAAACAAUAGAAGGGGAGGAGGAGUAUGAAGUUGAGCAGAUCAUCGACUCAAAGCGUCAACAGGGAAAGUGGUUCUACCUGAUAAAGUGGAAAGGUUACGGUCCAGAAGAUAACUCCUGGGAACCCAAGGAACUCCUAGAGCAUAGUCAAGAGGAGAUCCAACGCUUCAACAAGUCGCAACUGAAAAAGGCUUGUGACUCCGCCAAGAGCCUUUAA